AGAAUAUCAGACAAGUUUUGGGCAUUCAUUAGUCAACAAGUCAAUUUUGGUGAUUAAAUAUUUUGAAAAUUAAAGUUAAAUAAAAUUUAAAAAUGAAAGUUUGGGAAGUUUUAGUGAAUUGCUUGCUGGCACAAGUCACAAUUUCAUAUGCACGAUCGAUUCAUAAAUCAAAAACUGAGGAACAGUCACAAUUGAGUCAAUAUGGAGAUGACAUGGAAGUGUCACCAUCAAACUAUCACAAAAAGUAUGAAAUGUCUCAUGAAGAAGUUGAUGGAACAAAGAAAGAUGAAGAUCAUUAUUUAACAAACAGACAUAAGAGCGGCAAAGGACAUAAAAAGAAGCAUUCUUGGAACAAAAAAGAGAAAGGAUCACAACAUAAAGAUGACAAUAUAAAGCAUGAAGAGGAAGAAGGUGGACACAAGAAAUCCAACUAUGAUGAAUCUGAUUCCCACAGUGAACAUCACGAGGAAUCAAAGAAGAAGAAGAAUGGUAAAAAUGGACACAAGAAGCAUCACAAAAAUGGAACCAAAGUUACUGGAUAUUCAAAGAAAAUAAAUAAGGAUGAAUAUCACAAGGAGCAUAAGUUUUACGAUGAGAAGCAUUCGGAUGGAAAUCAUAAGAAACACGGAAAUCAAAACAAACAUCACAAAGAUGACUCAGAGAAGCACAAAGAAGGCCACAAUCAUGCAGAUGGAUUUGAGACAGAUCACCAUAAAGAAAAGGGAGGAACUGAGAAGGGCCAUCAUGAUGAGCAUCAAAAGGGUUACAAAAAUAAACACGGCAAUAAUAAGCAUCACAAGAAUGAGGAAAAACAUGAAAAGAAAGCUGGAAAGGAGAGUGGAUCUAAGCAUGGAUUUAAAUCAGGAAGCAACGAUGACAACAACGAUCAUGAUGAUGAUAGUCAUGGAAGUCACAGUGUACCAAUUAAUCAAAAACAAACAAUAAGUCCUGCAGCAGUUCAAAGAAGUAGAAAUGGCAACAGAAGCACCGUUAAGCCAGAACUUGACAUAAAUUCAAAAUUACCAAGCAAUCAAAAUGAUCAAAACAAGAAAGAAGAUCAGCAAAAUACAACAGAAAUGGCUGUUGCUAAAAAUCAUCAUCAUUAAAAAAAUUAGC
Chironomus riparius is the source of this 1116-nucleotide messenger RNA. The record is from the annotation of a GenBank genome assembly. Lineage: Eukaryota; Metazoa; Arthropoda; Insecta; Diptera; Chironomidae.